Messenger RNA from Neofelis nebulosa (Clouded leopard), 5044 nucleotides. It is a transcript of the gene MAGI3, whose product is annotated as membrane associated guanylate kinase, WW and PDZ domain containing 3. Bases 115 to 4563 code for a protein of 1482 amino acids. NCBI's taxonomy places the organism in Eukaryota, Metazoa, Chordata, Mammalia, Carnivora, Felidae. Gene Ontology annotation, molecular function: protein binding. Gene Ontology annotation, biological process: signal transduction. Gene Ontology annotation, cellular component: cytoplasm. The record is from RefSeq and is a predicted model, not a curated record. The transcript has 21 exons.
GCGAGGCCCCCUCGCCGGGCUGCACGGGCCGCCGGGCCCCCAGGCUGAGAGGGGGCCGGAGCGGCGCCCCCGCCGCCCGCGCGGGGUCUCCCCCAUGGUGCAGCGGGGUUCGGGAUGUCGAAGACGCUGAAGAAGAAGAAGCACUGGCUCAGCAAGGUGCAGGAGUGCGCGGUGUCCUGGGCCGGGCCCCCGGGCGACUUGGGCGCGGAGAUCCGGGGCGGCGCGGAGCGCGGCGAGUUCCCCUACCUGGGGCGGCUCCGGGAGGAGCCCGGCGGGGGCACCUGCUGCGUCGUCUCGGGCAAGGCGCCCAGCCCCGGGGAUGUGCUGCUGGAGGUGAACGGGACGCCUGUCAGCGGGCUCACCAACCGGGACACCCUGGCUGUCAUCCGCCACUUCCGAGAGCCCAUCCGUCUCAAGACUGUGAAGCCAGGCAAAGUCAUUAAUAAAGAUUUGCGACAUUACCUGAGUCUUCAGUUUCAGAAAGGAUCAAUUGACCACAAAUUGCAGCAAGUGAUCAGAGAUAAUCUCUACUUGAGAACCAUUCCGUGCACUACAAGGGCCCCCAGGGAUGGGGAAGUACCAGGGGUGGACUAUAAUUUCAUUUCUGUUGAACAGUUCAAAGCACUGGAAGAGAGUGGCGCAUUAUUAGAAAGUGGAACGUAUGAUGGAAACUUCUAUGGAACUCCCAAACCUCCAGCAGAACCCAGCCCUUUCCAGCCAGAUCCAGUUGAUCAGGUCCUCUUUGAUAAUGAGUUUGACACAGAAUCCCAAAGAAAGCGAACCACCUCUGUCAGCAAGAUGGAGAGAAUGGACAGCUCUCUUCCUGAAGAGGAAGAAGAUGAGGACAAGGAAGCUAUUAAUGGCAGCGGAAAUGCGGAAAACAGAGAGAGGCAUUCUGAGUCCUCUGAUUGGAUGAAGACUGUCCCGAGUUAUAACCAAACAAAUAGCUCCAUGGACUUCAGAAAUUAUAUGAUGAGAGAUGAGAACCUGGAACCACUGCCCAAAAACUGGGAAAUGGCCUACACCGACACGGGGAUGAUCUACUUCAUUGACCACAAUACCAAGACAACCACCUGGUUGGAUCCUCGUCUUUGUAAGAAAGCCAAAGCCCCUGAAGACUGUGAAGAUGGAGAACUUCCUUAUGGCUGGGAGAAAAUAGAGGACCCUCAGUAUGGGACAUACUAUGUUGAUCACCUUAACCAGAAAACCCAGUUUGAAAAUCCAGUGGAGGAAGCCAAACGGAAAAAGCAGUUAGGACAGGCUGAUACCGGGCCUUCAAAACCAGAUAUGGAAAAAUCCCACUUUACUCGAGAUCCAUCACAGCUGAAAGGCAUCCUUAUUCGAGCAUCAUUGAAGAAAAGCACAAUGGGAUUUGGUUUUACCAUUAUUGGUGGAGAUAGACCUGAUGAGUUCCUACAAGUGAAAAAUGUGCUGAAAGAUGGUCCUGCAGCUCAGGAUGGGAAAAUUGCACCAGGUGAUGUUAUUGUAGAUAUCAAUGGCAACUGUGUCCUUGGUCACACUCAUGCAGAUGUUGUCCAGAUGUUUCAAUUGGUACCUGUCAAUCAGUAUGUAAACCUCACUUUAUGUCGUGGGUAUCCACUCCCUGACGACAAUGAAGAUCCUGUUGUGGACAUUGUUGCUGCUACGCCUGUCAUCAACGGACAGUCAUUAACCAAGGGAGAGACUUGUGUGAAUACUCAGGAUUUUAAGUCAGGAGCAGUGGUUCUGGACCAGAAUGGAAAACCGGGACAUGCCUUGAUCAGUGACCGUCUCAAUGGACCAUCAGACCCGAGCGAGCAGAGAGCAUCGAUGGCAUCAUCAGGCAGCUCCCAGCCUGAACUAGUGACUAUCCCUCUGAUUAAGGGCCCUAAAGGCUUUGGGUUUGCAAUUGCUGACAGCCCAACAGGACAGAAGGUCAAAAUGAUAUUGGAUAGUCAGUGGUGUCAAGGCCUACAGAAGGGGGAUAUAAUUAAGGAAAUUUACCAUCAAAAUGUGCAGAAUUUAACACAUCUCCAAGUGGUAGAGGUGCUAAAGCAGUUUCCAGUAGGUGCAGAUGUACCAUUGCUUAUCUUGAGAGGAGGUCCUCCUUCACCAACUAAAACUGCCAAGAUGAAAACAGAUAAAAAGGAAAAUUCAGGAAGUUUGGAGGCCAUAAAUGAGCCCAUUCCCCAGCCUAUGCCUUUUCCACCCAGCAUUAUCAGGUCAGGAUCCCUGAAAUUGGAUCCUUCUGAGGUCUACCUGAAAUCUAAGACUUUAUAUGAAGAUAAACCACCAAACACCAAAGACUUGGAUGUUUUUCUUCGGAAGCAGGAGUCGGGGUUUGGCUUCCGGGUACUGGGAGGCGAGGGGCCGGACCAGUCUAUAUACAUUGGGGCCAUCAUUCCUCUGGGCGCAGCUGAGAAAGAUGGCCGGCUCCGUGCAGCUGAUGAACUGAUGUGCAUCGAUGGGAUUCCUGUUAAAGGGAAGUCACACAAACAAGUCUUAGACCUCAUGACGACGGCUGCUCGAAAUGGCCACGUGCUAUUAACCGUCAGAAGAAAGAUCUUCUAUGGUGAGAAACAACCUGAGGCUGACAGCUCUCAAGCCUUCCUUUCGACCCAGAAUGGCUCUCCCCGCCUGAACCGAGCAGAGGUCCCAGCCAGGCCUGCUCCGCAGGAGGCCUACGACGUAGUCUUGCACCGAAAAGAAAAUGAAGGAUUUGGCUUCGUCAUCCUCACCUCCAAAAACAAACCCCCUCCAGGAGUAAUUCCUCAUAAAAUUGGCCGAGUCAUAGAAGGAAGUCCAGCCGAUCGCUGUGGAAAACUGAAAAUUGGAGAUCACAUCUCUGCGGUGAACGGGCAGUCCAUUGUUGAACUGUCCCAUGAUAGCAUCGUUCAGCUGAUCAAAGAUGCUGGUGUCACCGUCACACUAACGGUCAUUGCUGAGGAGGAGCAUCAUGGCCCGCCGUCAGGAACAAACUCCGCCCGGCAAAGCCCCGCCCUGCAGCACAGACCCAUGGGACAGUCACAGGCCAACCACGUACCUGGGGACAGAGGUGCCGUAGAAGGUGAAAUCGGGAAAGACGUCUCCGCCUCUUACCGACACUCAUGGUCUGACCACAAGCACCUUGCCCAGCCUGACGCCGCCAUGGUUUCCGUUGUAGGCAGCCGACACAAUCAGAGCCUUGGCUGUUACCCAGUGGAGCUAGAGCGAGGCCCCCGGGGAUUUGGGUUCAGCCUCCGCGGGGGGAAGGAGUACAACAUGGGGCUGUUCAUCCUGCGUCUGGCUGAGGAGGGCCCCGCCAUCAAAGACGGCAGGAUCCACGUUGGUGACCAGAUCGUUGAAAUCAAUGGGGAACCUACACAAGGUAUCACGCAUACUCGAGCGAUUGAACUCAUUCAGGCUGGUGGGAAUAAAGUUCUUCUACUUUUGAGGCCAGGGACUGGCCUGAUACCUGACCACGGUGAUUGGGAUAUUAAUAAUAAUCCUUCGUCUUCAAAUGUGAUUUAUGAUGAGCAGUCACCAUUUCCCCCAGCGUCACAUUCCGCUUCCGUAUUUGAGGGGUCCCCCAUGCCAGUAACUGAAGAAUCUUUAAUGAGAGCUCAGAUAUGUGAAAAGACAGAGGAAUUAAAGGGCGGUGUGCCUGAAAAGAAAAGCACUUUAAAUGAAAAUCAGCCUGAUAAAAAGCAGCACUCUUUUCUCCAGAAAAAUGUGAAUAAAAGGGAUCCACCCGGCAGUCAUGGGCAUGGUGACAAGAAAAAUCUCUUAAAAGUAGAAACUGGCGUUACACAAAGAGGUAGAUCUGCUAGUCCCAGGAAGCCAGCCAGCCGACAUGCAGAAGAACGUUCGGACAAGAUUCCCAGUCCUCCCACCACUGACCCCAAGAGAAGACCCAGAGACCGGUCCCUCAGCCCCAGGAAAGGGGACAGUAAAAGUGGUCAGACCGGCAGCAGGGCAGGUUCUGGGCAGGAUCACUGUGGAAAAAGCAGAGGACGAUCUUCAAGCCCAAAGAAGCAGCAAAAGACUGAAGGCAGCAAAGGCCGACCAAAUACUGAAGCCAGAGGACUAGAGUCUGAGAGUCAGAGAGGAGGGGGCCGCGCUAGGGACGGUGCUGAGCAGAUCUCGGACGGCAGGGAAGGAUCAGGUGCUGCCAGGAAAGACACAAAGCAGAGCCAGUCUGGGAAAAACAGAACAAGGUCCCCAGAGAAAAGAAGCAAGAGAACGGAUGAAAAGUCUCUUCCGCCCAAAAAGACUAGUAACACUGCUAGUAGACCAGAGUCUGAGCAGGAAGAAGGAAAGAAGGCCACCGUGGGAGAGACAAGUUCUAGCAAGGAGAAAACAGGAGAAAAUGUCAAAAAAUCAGAAAAGCUGAAGCAGGACCCUGAAGAAAGGAUGGUUUUAAACAAAAUGGAAGACCCCCGAGGAAAAGAACAAGAGGCAGCCGACAAAAACAGAGAGGGUGGAGGGUUCCAACCUGAGAGCGCUUCUCCCGUUAGGAAAACACCAAUCACUCCAGGGCCCUGGAAGGUGCCAAGUGCAAAUAAAGCCACAGGCACUACUGGUGUGGCCGAGAAACGGCUGUGACCUUUGGUAUAAAACAAAGAAAAACAAGUCGUAAUUUUUCCUUUCUAAAAAGCGGCAUUUUUCAAAAACAAAAGUCAUUUUUUUUUUUUUCAGAAAUUCUGAAACACACACAUUUUACUCUGAACAUCAAGUUACCCAGGCUGCAUGAAGGGCCUUCAGGACUGCUAAGGACCAACCGUCCCCCGGCUGGCUGCCCUCCUGCGCGCUCAUCCGACAUGCCCGGCUCGGGUGCCCCGGCCCGUCGCCGUGAGUGUCCAUGCUGAUGUGCACACAGUGUGGUCACAACUCACUUUAUAUCUGUGCCAAGUUAUCUACUGUAUCACAUGUGUUGUAUCCGUCUUACUCAGAUAAUUCCACAGUAAUGAAAAAACUAGGUUUGGCUUGGAAGUUGAUAUCCUCAAUAGCAUGCUGCAUGUUUACAGAGAGAAAUAUUUGAGUCCUUGCAGAAGAAGGGAUUGUUAGCUCGUCAUUAAAGAUGGCG